Molecule: messenger RNA, 3955 nt
Organism: Alosa sapidissima (American shad)
Lineage: Eukaryota; Metazoa; Chordata; Actinopteri; Clupeiformes; Clupeidae
Gene: prkag2a
Product: protein kinase, AMP-activated, gamma 2 non-catalytic subunit a
Exons: 14
Coding region: 826-2298 (490 amino acids)
Source: RefSeq, a predicted model, not a curated record
CACCAGCAACACCCAGCAACACCCCCCUCCCCACACACACACAACCAUGCGCUCACACACAUGCACACACAGCUGAACCUGACAGUGUGGUCUAAGGACAACAUAUGGGCUGCCUCUGAAUCUGAGCGGUGAGGGUUGGAGAGAGAUAGAGAGACCGAGAGAGAGUGAGAAAGAAAGAAAGAAGGAAAAGAAAGGAAAGAAGACUUGAAUGUGCUAAGGUGGCUUGGAGAGCGACAAGGCAUAACUUGCACUUGAUCUUGACUGGGCGGAUGGGAGUGUUUGGUGAUGUCGACUUGACCGUCCUGACGUGCCUGGAAAAGGAGCAUCUGACUCUCUGGCUGCGUUGGCACCCACGUGGAGCUUAGCCGGCACUUUCUAUCCUGGCCACCUGUCCACUUAGUCCCUGGAUCAGCCGCUAAGUCCGCCACUGGAGCAGGACGAGCCCGACUGCACUGACCUGAGGUCUGCCACAUCUGAACAGAGAGAGAGAGAGAUAGAGAGAGAGAGAGAGGGCGUGUGUAUGUGUAUACUUCCUACAAAUGCUUCAGAGAUUCAAAUGCUCUCUCUCUCUCUGUCAGUAAACCUAAUUUGAAUCGGAUUUGAAUUGAACUGCUGUAGGCAGAGGGGAGAGAGCUGGAACAAGACACAGGAAACAACACAGAGAAGACAACUCCUAGAGCAAGAGAAAAGGGGAAAAAAGGAAAGUGAGACACAGAGUCCCAGAGGUCAGUCUCUGGUAAUUCCGUUGGAUUUUAUUCCCGGCGGGUCCGGCAUGCUUUUCUCCGCCGGCGCGGUCAUCAGCCGCCCACGGUCCCGCGGAGCCCCAUGAAGCGCUUCAGCAGCUUGCGGGGGAACAAGAAGCGCAAGGAGCAGGAUGGACGCACCGGGCGACGCCAGUCUGAGCCGCACGGCCUCCUGGCGGCUGGCACCGGCAGGCGUGCCUCACAGCCCAGCGUGCCAUCCUCGUUGUCCUUCUGCAACCCGCGCGCAGCCUCGGGAAUGUCCUCCCCACCCGCCACCCCUCCUGCUCAGGUGACCAAGCCUCUGUCGUUACCCGUGGAGGCGUACCGCAGGACGGCAGGAAGGCAGGACGAGCACCUGGAGAGGGCCCAGCGGCAUCAUCAUCAUCAGCAUCAGCAGCAGCAGCGGGAGCGGCCGCGCUCUCUCUCCUCGCCACUGGACACGGGCCAGCCACGGUUCAGCCUGCCCCCCUCCUCCUCCUUCUCCUCUUGCUCCUUCGCCAAGCCACCCUUGCCCCCCUCGUCCGCCCCCAUCUCUACCUCACGACUGGUCCCCGGUCUUGCUGAAGGCAUGCUGGAGAAACUUGACCUCGAGGAUGACGUUGAAGAAUCUGAGAGUGAUAUUUACACACGCUUUAUGAAAUCCCACAAGUGCUACGACAUUGUUCCCACAAGUUCCAAACUGGUUGUUUUUGACACUACGUUACAAGUGAAGAAGGCGUUCUUUGCUCUGGUGGCCAAUGGCGUCCGUGCGGCCCCUCUGUGGGAGACCAAGAAGCAAAGCUUUGUGGGAAUGCUAACCAUCACAGACUUCAUCAACAUACUACACAGAUACUACAAGUCGCCCAUGGUACAAAUCUACGAGCUAGAGGAACAUAAGAUAGAGACAUGGAGAGAGCUCUAUCUACAAGAAACAUUUAAGCCUUUAGUGAACAUAUCACCAGAUGCAAGCAUAUUUGAUGCUGUGUAUUCGCUGAUCAAAAACAAGAUCCACCGGCUGCCCGUGAUCGACCCUGUCAGUGGGAACGCACUUUACAUCCUCACCCACAAGAGGAUCCUGAAGUUCCUCCAGCUCUUUGUGUGUGAGAUGCCAAAGCCGGCCUUCAUGAAGCAGACCCUGGGGCAGCUGGGCAUCGGCACCUACAGAGACAUCGCCUUCAUCCACCCCGACACGCCCAUCAUCAAAGCCCUCAGCCUCUUCGUGGAGCGCCGCGUCUCCGCCCUGCCCGUCGUCGACGAGUCGGGAAAAGUGGUUGAUAUUUAUUCCAAGUUUGAUGUCAUAAACCUUGCUGCUGAGAAGACGUAUAACAACCUGGACAUCAGUGUGACUCAGGCUCUGAGGCAUCGCUCACAGUAUUUUGAGGGGGUGAUGAAGUGCAACCUGAUGGAGACACUGGAGACCAUUGUGGACCGGAUAGUCAAAGCUGAGGUGCACAGGCUGGUGGUGGUGGACGAGAACGGCAGUAUCGCGGGCAUUGUGUCCCUGUCGGACAUUCUGCAGGCCCUGGUUUUGACCCCUGCAGGGCUGGAGAAGCGCAAAGAGAUUGUGGCGGAGUGAGGAUUUGGACGCUGCCACCUGUUGAGUUGCACCAGCUGCCGGUGCUGGAGUGGGCACAGCCCUCCCCUACCACCAGGGUGGCACCGUGGGGCGCGGGCAAGGGAGGGGGGGCAGUGUGGGGAGUGUCGAGGGCAUAGAGCUGAGUGCCAGAUGGGGCAGCAGCUGGUCAGACUGGUGGAGUGGGCAGGGGGGUCAUCAGGUGGACCACCAAAGAUUGCUUUUCAGUGACCAGGGGGGCUAUGGGAUCUGUUUUACCUCUCUGUUUGCUAUGUCCCUUGUUCUUUUUUUCUCCCUCUCUCUCUCCCUUGUUUAUCUAUCCCUCUCUUCCCCAUGCUUUCUGUCUUACAGAGAUUAUAUGCCACCAUAACUCUGUGUCUCGCGUGUGUGAGACACAGAACAUUCUGCUGUUUCUGUCUGUUAUGGGCACUUACAGAAAAGGCCAAGAAUGAGUUUGAAAUAUACCUUUAUCUGUCAUGGAUAGUUUCUUUCUUUACAGUGGACGUGGGUAGUGGCCGUAGAGCUCCACACUAGUCCGCUGCUCGCUGCUUCCUUCUACAUCGGCUCCAUGGCAGCAGAAUCUUCAGACUGACGCUUUAUUUUGCACAAGUUGAGGAAACACUGCGUUUGUUUCUUUUCCUAUCUGACACCCUUUAACCUAUAAUGAUGUUAUACCCUCAGUCCACCUCGGGGGUUGCCACCCAGCCACCCCUUCCCCCUCCCCCCUCCCUCCCUACCCUGCAGUGGCAUGAAAUCAGAGUGUGGAGCCUAAUCGAAGUCUGGACGUGUCAUUUGUGCCUUUUGCUGCCCGUAGUCAUCAUGGUGUCGUGAGCGAGGGUGCACAAAUGAGAAUGUUUGUAUAAAAUGGACUCGGAAUGACAUGAAUGUGAACAUAUUUACACACACACACACACACACACACACACACACACACACACACACAUACACACACACAUAUAAACAAGAACCAAAACAAUAUCCAGUAAUGGAUGGGUUAUUAUAUUUUGUUGCUUUAUUUGAUUAUUUCUCUUCAGUUUUCUAUAAGGAUAUCAGUUUUGGUAUGCGUUCUUGUUUUGAAUUACUGAUGCUGUAAAGAGUAGAGCUUUAUUUAUUUAUAUUUAACAGAAAUUCUUUCUUUUUUUGAACAAGUAAUAUUUUAGAUACAGUAGGAAAAUAAUAUUAUGCCUGUUGCCCCUAUGCAUUACUGUAGUGGAACAACAAUCUGUUGUUCAGUGCAGUUGAAAAUUACUGCUGCUGCCUACAGAGCCGAAUUUUUAUUGUUUUGUUUUUGUUUGAUUUUGUUUCCUCCUGCUGCCAGAGGCAUGCAAAUCGUCUGUACUGCUCCUUACCUUAUCAAUCGUACUGUACAUAUAAGAGCUCCUACUGAGUUUAAAAAAAAAGAAAGAAAAUCUAUAAGUGCCAGACAAAAGGUCUAUUUUUCUGUGUUUAACUUGUAAAAUCAUGUUGUUUGUAAUAUUUUUGAUUUUCAUUUGUUUGUCUUUGUCAUUUUUACGGUGGGUGUGUGAUGUGUAUGCACCCUGAAGAGAGGAUUUCCAGAGUGGAACACAACUGGCAUGGCAACCGUUUGUAAACAACGGUUAUGUUCUGUACAUUUUUUUUUUUUUGAAGAAAAAAAGACAAAUAAAUUAUACUGAAUGCC